This is a messenger RNA of Rhineura floridana, 2999 nucleotides long. It is a transcript of the gene TBX19, whose product is annotated as T-box transcription factor 19. Gene Ontology annotation, biological process: cell fate specification; positive regulation of DNA-templated transcription; heart morphogenesis. Lineage: Eukaryota; Metazoa; Chordata; Lepidosauria; Squamata; Rhineuridae. Gene Ontology annotation, molecular function: RNA polymerase II cis-regulatory region sequence-specific DNA binding; DNA-binding transcription factor activity, RNA polymerase II-specific. The record is from RefSeq and is a predicted model, not a curated record. The coding region runs from base 320 to 1609 and encodes 429 amino acids. Gene Ontology annotation, cellular component: nucleus. The transcript is spliced from 8 exons.
AUUAGACCCUCCUCAAAAAGAUAAAAGCUUACUGAUUUGAAUGGAAGAUUCUUCUUCAGAGGCAGCCAAUUGCCUAAUCAGGCUGCCUCCCACCUGACAGUCAGUAAUUAGGAAAUGGUUGUGUGUGCAUGUUAAAACCUUAACACACAGGUGUCAUCAUGCUGUUGGGACAUAGUGGUGGGAAGAGCAAGUCUGUGGCAAAAGGCUGAGGUGAGCACAUUUGUUCCACUGUGGCUAAUUAAUUGGCUUAGGUUUAGAUCUGUGGGGUUGUUGCUUUUUUUUUUAAGUCAUCUGAGAAGUUUUUGACAUUAAAGUCACCAUGACUGAUUUGGGCUGCAAGAAACAUAGUGACUGCACUGUCUCCAGGCUGCUCAAUGUGGUGGAGAAUGAGCUCCAAGCUGGGAGAGACAAAGGGGACCCCACUGAAAAACAGCUCCAGGUUGUCUUGGAGGAUGCUGCACUAUGGCAGAGGUUCAGAGAAGUUACUAAUGAGAUGAUUGUCACCAAGAAUGGCAGACGGAUGUUCCCAGUUUUAAAGAUCAGUGUCUCGGGCUUGGAUCCUAAUGCCAUGUAUUCUUUUCUGCUUGAUUUUGCUCCAACUGACAGCCACCGCUGGAAGUAUGUGAAUGGAGAAUGGGUCCCAGCUGGAAAGCCAGAGCCAUCGACUCACAGCUGUGUCUAUAUUCAUCCAGACUCUCCCAACUUUGGGGCCCACUGGAUGAAGGCUGCUGUAUCCUUUAGUAAAGUGAAACUUACUAAUAAGUUGAAUGGCAAUGGGCAGAUUAUGUUGAAUUCUCUACAUAAAUAUGAGCCUCAAGUUCAUAUUGUUCGAGUUGGAGGCCCACAUAGGAUGGUAAUGAAUUGUUCCUUUCCUGAAACUCAGUUCAUAGCUGUGACUGCUUACCAAAAUGAAGAGAUAACAGCUCUCAAGAUCAAAUACAACCCCUUUGCCAAAGCCUUUCUAGAUGCAAAAGAAAGAAACCAUCCCAAGGAUGCUCCAGAUAUUGUCUCUGAAAGCCAACACAUGACAUAUUCUCACUUGGGUGGCUGGUUGAUUUCCAAUCCCGAUGCGGUGUGCACAGCUGGAGGUUCAAGCUAUCAGUACAGUGGGACUUUUCCUCUGCCUGCUGCACAUUCUCAUCAUGGCUGUGAGCACUAUUCAGCCCUUCGAGGACAUAGAGCUGUUCCCUAUCCUGCUUCAUACAUGCAGAGAAAUCACUCUCCAACAGUGAAUUUGAUAGAGAGCACCAACAAUGAUCUUCAAGUGUCACCAGCCCAUGAUGGUUGGACUUCUGUACCCUCCAGUCACCAUACCAACUUGCUCCCAGUGCCACAUAACAGUGGUACAGUUACCCCAGGUCCUAGCCACUAUCCAUGCCUAUGGACAGUCAGCAACAAUGCCAUUAAUGUUGCCAACCUUACAAGCGAUGCAAGCAGCAGCCCGCCAGGAACGUUCCUGAGAAGCAAUCUUGCAUUGCCUGCCACAUCCUCGUCUGCUUCAAUUCCCCUCCCAGGAACAAUUGCCAACAGCAUGGAAACACAAGUAGAACCUGCUUUCUCCAGAUUAACAGAUUCCACUUGGGCAUCUGUAGCCUCCCAUGCAUUUUGAGGGACCAAAGGACGGCCAAGAAUGCCCAGUAGCAUUCUGAAUGGAACAGAACUCAAGGCUGCCAUUCUCACAGCAAAGAAAAUAUCAUGUUUUGUGAUGUACCAGUGUUUUUACACACCUUGAAAUUGCUUCUUGGAUGGUGAAUCUGUCACAUGCCAUAGGACAAAAGAAGGGAAGAUGUACAAGAUAACCUCUCUGCUGCUGUGGUAUCCAGGCACAGAGCACAAGGAAUCUGGAUGAGGAAAUCUUGCUACCAUCAUGUCAAACAAGAUAAAUAAGAAGGGGAAAGGCUCCCAGUAAGAAGACAUAGGGUUUUUAGCUAUUUUAAUCUAAUUUUUGAAUACUAUUGGCUGUAAUUCUGCUUGGGCAGAUGGUUGCUCAGAAGCAUAUUCAUGACUGAAAGGCAUUACAUCACAGUGCUCUCCUUGAACACUGCCUUGGAAGGACAUUGCCUAGACUUCUUCAGAAUGUUGAUAUUAAACUAUAAGAGGGACCAAGUAAGUAAAGAUAUCUUUCACUAGACUAACUUACUGGUGAAAAUAUAAACCUGUCCUGCCCAUCUUUUCAACCAUCCCGUCAUGAACGUCUAAUGCUGAUUGUAAAUCCUUUAACAUGGGGACCUUGUCUUUUCUGUGUUGAGUGCAACACCUAGCAUGCCCACUGACUGGGUGGGGGGAGGGAAGAUUUUCAUUGCAUUUCCAUCAGCAACUGCAGCCAGUUAAAUUUUAAUGGUUGGAGUACUUUUGGUGUUUAUAAAAAGUAUAAGUGCUUUGUAAAUGCUUUACGCUGUUCUCCAGUAUAGAAGAUUAUUUAUUUUGAUUCUCUGUGUGGUUUAUUCUUUUCCCACAAUGGCCAAGAUGCUGGACUAGAUUGGUCCUUGGUCUGAUCCAGCAGGCUUCUUGUGUUUUUAUGGUAGUUGUGGUCAUGCAAGUUGUGGCAUUUCAUUUGCAUGUAUUCACAUUAUCAGCAGCUGUAUCUGAUCAUCUGGUUUGUUAAUCACUUCCAUUUUAUUUUUCUCCACCUGGCUCUGUCUCAGAAAUUUAAGUUGGCAAUCCAUGAUCACAUAUUUGAUUUUGUCGUCAUGGGACGGUGCCUAGAGAAAGCCAGAACUGCACAGAGAAUGGGCUAGAAAUGUAUUAUGCGAAUCACGUCUUUGAUCAUCCCUCUCCAACUUUAACUAUGACAUGGUCAAUGUUACUCCCUCCUCUACAAUUGCUAUGUGGUGUUUGUGCAUGAAGAACACCAUCCAUCAUGUUCAACACUGCUGAAUGCUGAGUACACUUCAGUGUAAGAUGAGAUCAUUCUCCUGGAGAGUUUGCGAUGUGCUUUUAUGCUCUUCUUGAGAAUGAACAUAGCUUGAUUGGAUGUAAUAAAAAUUGAGAAUAUUAUU